Plectropomus leopardus (leopard coralgrouper) is the source of this 1021-nucleotide messenger RNA. The record is from RefSeq and is a predicted model, not a curated record. Lineage: Eukaryota; Metazoa; Chordata; Actinopteri; Perciformes; Serranidae.
CUCCAGGAUAACUGAAGGUUAAGAUACUGCAAGGUCAUAACCUGGUAGAUGUUUAGACUCUAGAGUUAGACACAUCUGUAUGGCGUAUGAAAUGCUCUUUAUAAAGCUAAAUGAUGCCCAGUUACAACUAUGAUGCUUUUGUUUGUAAUUAAUUUCAAGCUGAAUCCUUUGUGAUAGCCUGUUAUGUUGUUUUCAUUCAGCAGUAAUGUCAGAGAAACAGCCCCACUUCAGCCAGCCUCAGGUGGUUGAGAUGAUGAAGAGGCUCUUCAAUCUGACGACAUCAGAAAUUCGCUCUCUGCCGAGCUACGAGGAUCAGAAUCUCUAUGUGGCGCCCAUCGAGGGCGGCGAGUAUGUCCUGAAAAUUAUGAACUCAGUAGACAGUAAGAACCCUACCCUGAUUGAGAUGCAGACGUAUGCUAUGUCCGUCCUUCAGAAAAACGGACUACCUGCCCAAACAGCCCUGCCCACCACCUCAGGACAGCUCAUGAGCCUGGAAGAAAUAGAUUGUGGCUAUGGCUUUCAGAAGUACCUGGUGCGGCUGCUGACUUAUUUACCCGGAACCACCAUUUCUAAGGUCCCUUUAACACCAAAGUUACUGUAUGAAACUGGCAAGACAGCAGCCAGGAUGGACAAAAUCCUGCAAGAGGGUCCACCAUGUUGCACCGCCAUGUUUCUACAGUAGCCCUGGAGUUGACUGGAGGUUGCAAUUUGUAAUUCUCAACAUUAGAUGUCCCUAAAUCCCCCUAAAAUGAACACAAUGCUCCUUUGUCUGACAAUAUUGGUGUUUUGAAUCAAGUCAAAAAUGCACUGUCCACAUUGUUAUGCUACUUCAUUGUCACCCAUGUUGGUAGUGUUUUAGAAUCUAACUCAUGUAUAUAAUAAAAGACUAACCCUUCACUGCUAAUUAAACAUGAAGCUAGAUUUCUGGAGCUGCUAAGCUUUGCUGAGAGACUUAUGUUUUCUUAUCUUCCUUCAAUUUUAUUUUGUACUUGUCCUUCUUUCUUUCACUUUCCAAUAUUAC